AUGCAGAUGAUGGUGCGAGAACUGCUGGCACUUUGGAGAGAACUGGGCGCCACUUGGGGCGAAGUUGCAGAGACGAUCAGGCUGGCAGAAAGCUGCAACCUGAGGUUUACUUCCGCUGCUUUUCCGUUUUCCGGCAGAGGAGAUCGCUAG
Molecule: messenger RNA, 150 nt
Organism: Symbiodinium pilosum
Lineage: Eukaryota; Dinophyceae; Suessiales; Symbiodiniaceae
Source: the annotation of a GenBank genome assembly